AUGGCUCGCUCCGACGAGGCGGCGGCGUUCUUCCAUGCCGUCUAUACCGCCAUACAAGAGAUUCCGCAAGGCAAAGUCACUACUUAUGGGCACAUAGCAAGGCUGAUCGGGACGCCCCAACGACCUCGACAGGUAGGGGUCUGUCUGAAACACCUCUCGCAGGACCCGAACAUGCGGUUCAACAGCACCACUGUUCCGUGGCAGAGGGUAAUCAACUCCAAAGGCACCAUCUCACCUAGGUCUCAGCCUUCUGGUACGCAGAACCAGGCAGCUGCUCUUCAAGCAGAAGGGGUCACGGUGACGACGGGUGCGUUGGGUGAGCUGAUGGUGGAUUUUGCAAUAUAUGGAUGGUUUCCCGACAUGUUGCCGUCGGAAACUGCUGGUGAAGAUCGAUUGACAGAGGAGGGAGAAUGA
Messenger RNA from Cryphonectria parasitica EP155, 414 nucleotides. RefSeq lists its product as uncharacterized. Gene Ontology annotation, molecular function: catalytic activity. The record is from RefSeq and is a predicted model, not a curated record. The coding region runs from base 1 to 414 and encodes 137 amino acids. NCBI's taxonomy places the organism in Eukaryota, Fungi, Ascomycota, Sordariomycetes, Diaporthales, Cryphonectriaceae. The transcript is spliced from 3 exons. Gene Ontology annotation, biological process: DNA repair.